Molecule: messenger RNA, 793 nt
Organism: Gossypium arboreum
Lineage: Eukaryota; Viridiplantae; Streptophyta; Magnoliopsida; Malvales; Malvaceae
Product: inactive protein RESTRICTED TEV MOVEMENT 2-like
Exons: 2
Coding region: 57-539 (160 amino acids)
Source: RefSeq, a predicted model, not a curated record
UAUAUAUAUCCUCUGAGUAACCCUGGAAAAAGAACAUAAGGAGAAGAACCAAUAAGAUGCAGGCUUCCAAGGAAACAUCUUAUGAAGAUUUUGAGCCUUUGUGCAAAUGGAGAAGGGAUCAAAACUGUGACAAGCUUGAAGUCCAUCUUCAAGGAUUCAAAAGGCAGCAAUUGAAAAUUCAGAUUCACAGUUCUGGGAUCUUGGAAAUUUCUGGAGAACGUCUAAUGGAAGAAGGUAAAUCGAAAAGAACAAUAAGCAGAUUCAGGAAAGAAUUCCCAAUUUCAGAAGAUUAUCAACGAACCCAAAUUCAUGCAAAGUUCUAUAACGGCAUUCUUCAUCUCGUAAUGCCUAAACAAAUUCCCACCAUUUCUGCUGCCGCUGAUGAGAAUAAUGAUGGUAAAGCUUCAAGUAGUGGCACAUCAUAUCUAACUUGUUUAAUGAAGAAUAAAAAUAUGGCUUUGGAAAUCAUGGUAUUAGCAAUUUCUUUGGCAAUUGUUGGGGCUUAUGUAAAGAAAUAUUGUCAAUGUUCUUUGCAAUAAAAGUUGUACUUAAUUUGAAAUUUCAACAUCACAUAUAUGUAUCCAAACAGUGUGGUUAAUUUACCUUGUCAAGAAUAGAAACAAUUAGGAAGCACUUUUAAGUACCACCGGGUGGCUUUAGACAUGAUUAAGGAGCUGAAUGUGUUUAGCCAGCUCCUUGCUUUUAUGAGAUUAGCAAUUUGUCAUCUGUUUUACACACACGUUUCUUGCUUUUAUGCUAAAUAUGAAUAAAACAUUUUAUUAUUCUAGAAAAA